CAGGGUAAGACCAAGGUGCUAGAGAACUAGCGAGUGGCGAAUGGCGCAGACACUGGGCAGGGCAGGGCCUCUUUGGAGGGCUGAGCCGUUUCCCAGGUGACCGCCUCUUGGGAGGGGAGGGGCUAAGGCCGGAUUCCCAGAGGUGGCCAGGAUCCCGUACCCCGUAGUGUCUGCCGGUAGUAGGCCAAGAGACCGCACAAUUCCAGUGUAGGGGACAUAAACAGAAAAAGGCGGGGCCUCGAUGUCAUCAGGAGGGACUUGGUGGGCGUGGUUCUGGUCCAGAGCAACCAUCCGUCUCCCAGGAAAUCUAGUACUCUGACCUGUGGUCGGUCCGUCCUGUAGGUCUGAACAGGGGACCGCGACCCACGCAGGCCAUGUCCGGGGACUCCCCAGCACUGUGGGAGCUAGUGGAGGAGCAUGUUCCACUCCCAGAGCGGCCUGAAGUGAAGAGGAUUCUAGGGGAGGCAGCAGUGGACCUGAGCCUGGAGUUACGAGAGGAGGUGGCGAUGUUAAAGGCUCUGCUCCAAGAGAUCCAGUCUUCUCAAGUUUCGGGAUCCCACCCCAUCUCUGCCUCUCCCUCCCUUCUGGCACCUCCCCCUCUCCUGAGGGACCUCAUGCGCCAAGAACUCCGACAGUUGCUCCAAGGCCUCCGCCUUAAGGCUAUCUGUGAGGGCAGGGACCAGACCCAGGUGUGGGCCAAGUAUAGUCCCAGGGUCCUUCACUUUGCCUUAGAGGAGCCCAGGUGUGACUCAUCACAACCGGAACUAUUCCCGAUGAAAGCUGAUAUGCCCAGGACUAUGACAAGCAACACAGAGAGGGUGACGUUAACCUCACCUGUCAGCAGCCAUCACAGGGACCUGAGUGUCAUCAAGGACCAACUGAAUGUGUCUAACAUUGACCAGGUUAUCAGACACCUGAGGAGCCUCCUGGAGGAGGAGUGUCACAUGCUGCAGAGAGAGGCCUCUGACCUGCAGCACUGUCUGGAAAGGGAACAGAUGCAAGCUUACCAGUCCUCCAAGGCUGCCCAAAUGCCCACCCUGGCAGAGAUAAAAGAACAGAAGGCGGCCAUGGAACGGGAGCUACAGGUCUCUCUGGGACCUUCCUGUACCUCCUCCAAGCACAGGCAGAAGCCCUUGAGGUCAUCCGUUCUGGGCCUCAGAUCCUUCCCUUGUCUCCAUGGCUACAUGCCUACACCUCCUUCGGAGCGCUGCCCCCACCCUCAAGGUCAGACAACCACCCAUCGACGAAGACUUCGGUACUUCUGCUGGGAAGAGCCAACUUCCGCAUCAGUGCCCGGGACGGCGUCCCAGGCCCCAACCUGAAGGGCUGGUCCCCAAACAGGCUACUGCUUCCGCUUCAACUCGCCCAUCUGUUGUUGCCUCCAGCUUCCAUAGCUCCUACCAGUUUCCGCUUCGUUCUUGGAUGAGCUCACACAGCCCCACCCAAGCUGAAAGUUGGUUUGGUCCCAGCCCCACCCCUUAACAGGUCGAUCUAGGACUCGGUGGCAGGAUACCUGUUCUAACCAUCACAGCCUUUGGCCCCUCUCCUCCACUCAGGCCUCCCCACAGAGGCCCCCAUCCCAGCCUGACUCCUUGUCCCCUAGGGGCCCAGACAAAGCAUAGCAGCAGCUCAGAGA
Meriones unguiculatus (Mongolian gerbil) is the source of this 1636-nucleotide messenger RNA. It is a transcript of the gene Ccdc24, whose product is annotated as coiled-coil domain containing 24. NCBI's taxonomy places the organism in Eukaryota, Metazoa, Chordata, Mammalia, Rodentia, Muridae. The record is from RefSeq and is a predicted model, not a curated record. The coding region runs from base 375 to 1322 and encodes 315 amino acids. The transcript has 8 exons.